This is a messenger RNA of Jatropha curcas, 888 nucleotides long. Its product is annotated as RNA binding protein. The record is from RefSeq and is a predicted model, not a curated record. Gene Ontology annotation, cellular component: nucleus. Gene Ontology annotation, molecular function: RNA binding. NCBI's taxonomy places the organism in Eukaryota, Viridiplantae, Streptophyta, Magnoliopsida, Malpighiales, Euphorbiaceae. Gene Ontology annotation, biological process: ribosome assembly.
GAUCCCCAAAACCCUAAAAUGCAAAGCUGACAAAUUUCGUUGCUUCGUUUUAAUUAACUCCUUUCCUCUAAUUUGUCAUUGAUUUUUCCUCCAAUCGUCCCUUCAAAGAAUCAAGAUGAGGCCUUUGGACGAGACUGAAACGGAGGCUGUUUUCAAGAAGCUACACAAUUUCACUGGCAACAAUCUCAAGAACAUCGUCGAGAACCCUUCCCAUGAAGGACCUGACCCGAAUCCUGGUCGCUACUGCUUCAGGCUCCAGAAGAACAAGGUAUACUAUGUCAGUGAGUCUUUAGUGAAGAGAGCUACGAACAUUAGCCGUAAGAAUUUGGCCUCUCUGGGUACUUGCAUAGGCAAAUUCACGCAUGGAGGUAGCUUUCACUUGACGAUUCAGGCCUUGAAUCUAUUGGCUGCCAAUGCUAAACACAAAGUUUGGCUGAAACCCACAUCCGAGAUGUCGUUUUUGUAUGGAAAUCAUGUACUGAAAGGUGGAUUGGGGAGGAUUACUGACAGUAUUUCGAAAAAUGACGGGGUUGUGGUAUUCUCUAUGUCUGAUGUGCCGUUAGGGUUUGGUACUGCAGCAAGAUCGACCCAGGAUUGCAGGAAAUUGGAUCCUAAUGGAAUAGUGGUGCAUCACCAAUCUGAUAUUGGUGAGUAUUUGAGGAUGGAGGAUGAGCUUUAAGAGAAUUGAGUGUCUUUAGGUGGUUUUAGGAGGGUCUUCGAAUAUGGGUUGGUGUUUGGUUGUAGAGACAUGCUAGUUGAAUUAAGUGUGUCUCGUCUAAUUUUGAAUGUAAUAUGAGGUUGUUGUUAUGAUUUUGUUUGGAAAUUUGAUGAAAUGGCUUUCUUACUUGCCUUUUUCUGUUAUUCAAUUUUGUGUUUAUAUUAGUUUCA